AUGACCGUGUCGCGGGAACGCGCGGCGGCGCGGACGGAACGCCGUUUGGCUCAACUCCACGACGGCUCCUGCUUCUGCGGCGCGGUGUCCUACACCGUCGCCGGCAAACCGCUGCUGAGCGCGUUCUGCCACUGCACAAACUGCCAACGCCUCUCCGGCUGCCCCUUCGUGCACACGGUCCACUUCCUCGCCUCCGCGUUCGCCUGGACGCACGCCCCGCCCCCCGGCGGCGACCCCGCGUCCGCGCUCGACGCGUACACGAUCCCGGCUAAGCCGUGGAAGACGCGCUACCGCUGCCGCACGUGCGGCGCGUGCGUCGCCUCCGCGAACGCGCGCGCGGAGACGCGGAGCGUGUGGGGCGCGCACCUCGCGCGCACGACAGCGGCGCCGGACGGGGCGGGGCGCAUCGCCGACUGGGACGCGGUGCGGCCGACGGCGCACAUCUUCUACGGGACGCGGAUGCUCGACGUCCCGGACGGGCUGGGAAAGUGGGAGGGGUACGAGGGGAAAUCUGCGCGACUCGGGCUCGACUAG
Epithele typhae is the source of this 534-nucleotide messenger RNA. RefSeq names its product Mss4-like protein. The transcript is spliced from 3 exons. The record is from RefSeq and is a predicted model, not a curated record. Lineage: Eukaryota; Fungi; Basidiomycota; Agaricomycetes; Polyporales; Epitheliaceae. The coding region runs from base 1 to 534 and encodes 177 amino acids. Gene Ontology annotation, molecular function: carbon-sulfur lyase activity.